Molecule: messenger RNA, 2143 nt
Organism: Condylura cristata (star-nosed mole)
Lineage: Eukaryota; Metazoa; Chordata; Mammalia; Eulipotyphla; Talpidae
Gene: VRK3
Product: vaccinia related kinase 3
Exons: 14
Coding region: 794-2143 (449 amino acids)
Biological process (GO): signal transduction; peptidyl-serine phosphorylation
Cellular component (GO): nucleus; cytoplasm
Molecular function (GO): ATP binding; protein serine/threonine kinase activity
Source: RefSeq, a predicted model, not a curated record
AAACCGCUCACACGCGCCUCGGCGCUGCCACCUCGGAGCGCGCGCGAGCCUCCUCCCAGGAUCCUCCGCCACUCCCCCAGGAGUCUCCGCGCCAGGGCCCGGACUCCGAUUCCCAUAAGGCUCUGCGGCCGUCGUCCCUUCGCUUCCUGGUUCUCGGAGGUCCCGCUGUGCACUCUGGGAAACAAACAGACUGAAUCGAAGUCAGGGGGCAGCUGAGUUUUGUGGUCCAGCUUUUACCCUGAAGGACAACCUGAACGGCACCUCUCGCCUUUUCUAGAAAACUGGGAGGCUUGUCCAUAGCUGAAAGAGACAACUGGAGAUUGUCAUGGGAACGCUUUGAGGCGGACGUUGAGUUCCUGGGAAGGUGACCGGACAAAAGGGGCGGAGUUGAGGCCGGAGGAGCGAAAUAAUGGCCUCUGCCCGAUUGGCGGAGAAGCGCUUCAAAGUUUACCGCUUCUUACGAUUGGCUCCACUCUAGCACAUGCGCAAUAGAACCUAGACGCGUCCCAAUGAGGAUGGAUGAUGAUGGAAUAAUCCCUCCCCCGGCUACGAGUCCGAAGGCUGGCGUGUCGCGAAGGCGUCUGGGAGAUGGAGUUCCAAAGUAGGGCACAGCCCGGGGGCAGUCGGGAGGUGCUGCGGCGUCUGCGCGGGCGCAGUCUUGCCUCAGGGCCGACGAUGCGCGCGCAGCCGUCCCCGCCCCAGCGGAAGUUUCCGCGGGGCAGCCGAGAAGGUCACUGUUAAGAUGCAGUUGCAAGCACAGUGAAUCCAAGGGCCAGCUGGGACCCCGUAAAGCAUGAUUACCUUCUGUCCAAACUGUGGCAAAAAUAUCAAAGCAGCAUUCAGAUUCUGCCCUUACUGUGGGAAACCUUUGCCUACAGAGGAGCACGAGGGGGCGCAGACCUCCGUCACGCCCCGUGUGGCGUCCUUCCGAGGCUCUCGGAGAGCACUGAAGGCCGGUUCUGAGGCCUCGUCCAAGAAUGUGAAGUUGUCUAGCACUGUCUGCUCUCCCCCGCCCGUGCCCUUCCCAGAAUGUGACCAUUCUACACCCAAAGAGACUUUGAAUGAGACCCCCAAAGGGUCCUGGAGCCGGUCCCCGACCCUCAAAAGUAGCCCACAGACAAGCAAGCAAAGCCCGCAGACACUGAAGCGGAGCCGGGUGACCGCCUCCCUGGAGGCUUUGCCCACGGGCACGGUGCUGACAGACAAGAGCGGGCAGCACUGGAAGCUGGGGUUUCUGCAGAGCAGGGACGACCAGGGCGUCCUCUAUGAAGCCGAGCCUGCCUCCGCCUGCCGCUCGAGUCCCAAGACCCAGAGGUUCUCCCUCAAGCUGGAUGCCAAGGACGGACGCUUGUUCAACGAGCAGAACUUCUUCCAGCGGGCCGCCAAGCCCUUGCAAGUGAACAAGUGGAAGAAGCUGUACUCGACGCCCCUGCUGGCCAUCCCCACCUGUGUCGGCUUCGGCGUUCACCAGGACAAGUACAGGUUCUUGGUGUUCCCCAGUCUGGGGAGGAGCCUCCAGUCGGCCCUGGAUGACAGUCCCAAACGCGUGCUGUCGGCGAGGUCUGCGUUCCAGGUGGCGUUCCGGCUGCUCGACGCCUUGGAGUUCCUCCAUGAGAACGAGUACGUUCAUGGGAACGUGACGACUGAGAAUAUCUUUGUGAACCCGGAGGACCUGUGCCAGGUGAUCCUGGCGGGCUAUGGCUUCACCUUCCGCUAUUCUCCAGGCGGCAAACAUGUGGCUUAUGCUGAAGGCAGCAGGACCCCACACGAAGGGGACCUCGAGUUCAUUAGCAUGGACCUGCACAAGGGAUGUGCACCCUCCCGCCGCAGUGACCUCCAGACCUUGGGCUACUGUAUGCUGAAGUGGCUCUAUGGGUUCCUGCCAUGGACCAAAUGCCUCCCCAACACCGAGGAGAUCAUGAAGCUGAAACAGAAGUUUCUCGACAACCCGGAGGCGCUCGUGGGACAGUGCAGCCGCUGGAUCAGCCCCUCAGAGACCCUGCAGGAGUACCUGAAGGUGGUGAUGGCCCUCAAGUACGAGGAGAAGCCGCCCUACACCCUCCUGAGGAACAGCCUGGAAGCCCUGCUGCAGGAUCUCCGGGUCUCGCCCUAUGACCCGGUGGACCUCCAGAUGGUGCCCUAG